AUGACGUUAGAUAUAGUAUCAAUUUCAAAAGAUUACUACAAUGACCAUUUCAAAGUUCUUGUUAUAAUAGUAAUAAUAACAUAUAUAGAAAUAAUGUACAUCCUUCAUAAUCUUGCAACUUUCACUAUGACAAUACUAAUAAUAUUCAUUUUCCAAAUGUUUUAUGUACUGCCCUUUUGUUCAUCUACUUCAACUGCUACAUUUGUGUUUGGAGAUUCUUUGGUUGAUUCUGGCAAUAACAACUUCUUGUUUACCCUCUCUAAAGCUGACUCUCCUCCAUAUGGCAUAGAUUUUAAACCUUCUCAUGGCCACCCUACUGGAAGAUUCACCAAUGGUCUCACCAUUUCCGAUAUCGUUGGUGAAGCUCUUGGAGAUAAUUCAUUUCCUCCACCAUAUUUAGCACCAAAUGUGGAGUCAAAUGCAACAAAUAUUGGAAUUAAUUAUGCUUCAGGUUCUUCAGGAAUUUUGGAUGCAACCGGAACUCUUUUUAUAGGGAGAGUGCCAUUAAGGGAACAGAUCAGCAAUUUUGAGGAAAGCAGAAAAUACAUUGUGAAUUCAAUGGGAGAGGAAAAUGCAAAGAGAUUCAUAAAGAAAGCAAUGUUUUCUAUAACAAUUGGGUCUAAUGAUGUUAUAAACUAUUUCCAACCAUCUAUCCCUUUUGUAAGUAAUGAAAAGGUUUCUCCAACAACAUUCCAAGACUUCCUAAUUUCUAACUUGACUAUGAACCUUCAGAGACUGCAUAAAUUAGGGGCUCGAAAAUUUGUAGUAGUUGGAGUUGGACCUCUUGGGUGCAUUCCAUUUAUGCGUGCCAUUGGAUUAAUAUCAAAGGGUAAAUGCUCUGUGGAGGUAAACACAUUAAUCAGAAAUUACAAUAAGAAACUCAAGGUGGAGCUACAUAGAUUGAACAAAUAUAUCAAACCUAAAGCCAUCUUCAUAUAUGCUAAUUCCUAUGAUGUUUUUAGAGAGAUCAUACUAAAUCAUAAACAACACGGAUUUGAGAAUGCUGAUGCACCAUGUUGUGGAGGAUACUUUCCACCAUUUGUUUGCUACAAGGGAAAAGAUGCUAACACAAGCUCUGUGAUGUGUAAUGAUAGAGGAAAAUAUGUGUUUUGGGAUGCUUAUCAUCCAACAGAAGCUGCUAAUGUUAUAAUAGCAAAAAAGUUCUUGUAUGGUGAUGCUAGUGUAAUAUCUCCUAUUAACAUUCUUCACCUUCACAAUUAUGGUUCCUAGUAUUGGAAAAUAAUAUAUCAAU
Messenger RNA from Solanum verrucosum, 1252 nucleotides. Its product is annotated as GDSL esterase/lipase At5g41890. The transcript is spliced from 6 exons. Gene Ontology annotation, molecular function: hydrolase activity, acting on ester bonds. The coding region runs from base 1 to 1230 and encodes 409 amino acids. Lineage: Eukaryota; Viridiplantae; Streptophyta; Magnoliopsida; Solanales; Solanaceae. The record is from RefSeq and is a predicted model, not a curated record.